UGGUUCCAAUAGAUUGGGUGACCAAUAUUAUUGGUUCCAAUAGAUUGGGUGACCAAUAUUAUUGGUUCCAAUAGAUUGGGUGACCAAUAUUAUUGGGACCCAAUAUAUUGUAUUGGUGCAUGCCUAAUAGCGGAUACAAUAAUAGAUAAAUAGUAUAUAGUCAAUGAUUUCCAACCGUAUAAAGAUGGCUGAAAAGACAAUCCGAAAGUUUAUUCGUGAGACCCGAAAAACUGACUGACAGCAACAGAACUCAUAACUUAAGAUCGAGAGAAAGGAAAAUGCAGUGGUUCUUAUCAAUAUUUUCUUCUACUUCUAAGAUGUUGCGAAUUUUAUUUUUUUAAAACCCGGAAAAGUUUGGAUUGAAUAAAUAAAUUUUAUUUUCUACGAGAUAAAGUAAAAGUGACUUCAGAUACGCGACAAACUCGUAAUAACGGCUUACAAACAAAAUCUGCAAGUGAACUUGAGAGAUUUUUAUAUACUUACUUAGUAAGUAUAAAAAAAACUCUCAAUAGACGCUUGUAUAAUUUACUCACCAUUGCAUCUUCUGUGUGACCUUGAGCAGGCCUUCUGCUGUGAGUAGAAAUUUCAUGGAUAAUCCGUAAAAAGCUUUCUUUCUCUUGCUUUCUAGUCGACGUUAAUUGUGAAGGUCGACAAGGUAAGAAACCUGGUUUUGAUAAAGACUCAACUGACCAUGAUGGUAGCAGUAAAACAGGACUUCAAGUUCAAGAACAAAACAGAGGACGUCCAGGGGCAGGAAUGGGAGGUCAUGGAGGCCGAAGUGGAAGUAGCGGCAGCAGUGAUGGAUCAAUGAGCCCUGGUCGUACUGGUGGAGUGCAUCAUCAUGGAGAUAAUCGUGCUGGAAUACAUAGUGGAAGAAGUCCAGUUUCAGUGCCUGGCGGCCGCGGAAAUAAAGAAAUUGGAGGAGGAAAACAUAAAGAUAAGAAGGAUAAGAAAAAAGAUCGGAAGAAACAUGGUAAACAGCAUGGAGGUUCCGGUUCGAGAGAUUCAAGUCGUGGAUCAUCUAGAGGUUCAAGCCCAGGUAGCAAAUCACCGCAUCAUGGAGGACAAGGAACAGGAGGUCGUGGUGGCGCUCAUCAUGGUAGCCUGAAUCCAGCUGGAGAUCACACACGCGAACGAAAAGGGCCACACCAUCGUAAAGAUUAG
Molecule: messenger RNA, 1164 nt
Organism: Didymodactylos carnosus
Lineage: Eukaryota; Metazoa; Rotifera; Eurotatoria; Philodinida; Philodinidae
Source: the annotation of a GenBank genome assembly